Vanessa atalanta (red admiral) is the source of this 1277-nucleotide messenger RNA. RefSeq names its product CLIP domain-containing serine protease HP8-like. The coding region runs from base 97 to 1206 and encodes 369 amino acids. Gene Ontology annotation, molecular function: serine-type endopeptidase activity. Lineage: Eukaryota; Metazoa; Arthropoda; Insecta; Lepidoptera; Nymphalidae. The transcript has 7 exons. Gene Ontology annotation, biological process: proteolysis. The record is from RefSeq and is a predicted model, not a curated record.
CUUGGCAGUUGGAUGCCAAGCCGUACUAACGUGAACACCACGAUUAUAUAAAUGUCAUAUGUAUAUACAAAAAAAUAUAUUCAAUAACAAAUUAAAAUGAUUCAAAAACUAUUAAUUUGCUUGUUAGUGAUUCACGUCUCGGAUUAUUCAUUCGCACAAAAAUGCGACAGCUGUAUGUUGCUCCGUCAGUGUCCCGAAGCGUUGAAAUUAGCGUCCAACACAGAUCCCGCAGCAAAACAAAGGCUUAAAGAAGCAGUGUGCGGAAUUAAAACCGUGGAUGGCAAACGGCAUCCUAUGAUUUGCUGUUCCCGCUUCAUCACCGUAUCUGAAAGAUUUGCAGAAACUGAAACAGACAUCGAAACACACGAGAACAUCGCACUGUUACCUGAAAAAUGCGGUGGAAUCAAUGGAGACCGAAUCAUCGGAGGUCUUUAUGCCAACCUCUAUGAGUUUCCAUGGAUGGCGCUUAUCUCUUAUGUUAUUGGGAAAAAUAAUGGUAAAAAACAAACUCAAUUCCAAUGUGGAGGGACAAUUAUAAACUCUAGAUAUGUUUUGACUGCUGCACACUGUGUCGAGUCUAAAACAAUAGCUGGAGUACGCGUCGGUGAAUUCAAUAUAUAUACACCAGAAGAUUGCCAAGGAGAAUAUCCACAGUAUCUCUGCGAGAGUCAUAUUCAGGAUAUUGCUGUAGCUAAAUCAAUUCCUCAUGAGGACUUUAAAAUACUGCCUAACGUACAAAAUGAUAUCGCUCUUCUCCGCCUCAAGGUGCCAAUUGACUUUUCAUUUAAAAACGUCGCACCGGUCUGUCUACCGAUAUUUAAUGAACUGAGAAACAUAAGCCUUGAUGGAAAACAAGCUACUGUUGCUGGAUGGGGAAUUACCGAGUUCGAUCGAGCAUCUUCCGUUCUUCGAAAAGUUAAUAUACCAAUAAAGACUGAUAAUGAAUGCCGACAAUACUAUGACAGAAACUCUGACGCUCGUUAUACUAUUCACAAGAAAUUAUGCGCUGGUGAGACGGGUAAAGACUCCUGCAGAGGCGACUCUGGUGGUCCACUUAUGUUAGAAGAGGAAUACAAAAACAACUAUCGGAUGAUUCAGUUCGGCGUCGUGUCUUAUGGACCUCAACAAUGUGGUUCUUCUACCCCAGGAGUAUACACCGAUGUUAGGCAAUACAUGAAAUGGAUAUUGGAUAACAUUGAACCCUAAAGUAACACCCAUAACAAUAACAUUGUGUUUAUUAUAAGAUGUAGCAUGUAACAUUUAUUUUCACAAAACAU